AUGGAUUAUAACCACAAUACCGCAUAUGAGCCUUUCGCUCGCACCGCUUAUGCCGUCGAGGAACCACAAGAUGGCCCUCUAGAGCUUAACACCGACGAACAGCAACUUAUUAAGAAACAAAAUACACGCCGGCGCAAAGUGCAAGCUCCGUCCAGCUACUCCAGCGCCUUCGCCCGUGGUAUUUCGCUCCUCAUUGCUACUACCGUGGCAGCGGUCCAAUCCGGAGCUCUCUCUGUGUGGUUCAGAACACGGAACGACGCCAUGACUAAUCCCCAGGGCAAGUUCAAGCCUAAGGCGUGGCCAGCUGUUCUUGACGUUAAGCCAACUCAUACCAUACUCUGUGUCGCCCUCAUUACUAUUGUCUUUCAACUGUUCGCAAUACUAACUCAUGUCGGCCCCUUCCGAGGUCUUCGUCAGGCUCGGUGGCACUCUAUUGCGACUUACUUUUCUUCCAGUGUCCUGAUUGUAGCCUGGAUUGGUGGAUUGGUCUACUUCAAACUGGCUGAUACGUUGGCGGCGAAGAAGAGCAUUUGGGACAUCUGGUCCUGGAGCUGCAAGCGCAAGUCGGCCAAGAACCCUGAUAUUCCUUGGGCCACGAUGUGCACCACCAACACGUACACCUUCUAUGUCGCCAUUGCUGUGGUAAUUUUGGAGAUUGGCAGCUUGAUAUACUUCAUCAUCAAGCAGCGUCAUGCUAAAGCUUGGAACAGCAAAGCCAGCUACCCUUACGCUAAUAUUACUAAGGCAUCCGUUACUCGCUAA
Molecule: messenger RNA, 762 nt
Organism: Fusarium redolens
Lineage: Eukaryota; Fungi; Ascomycota; Sordariomycetes; Hypocreales; Nectriaceae
Exons: 3
Coding region: 1-762 (253 amino acids)
Source: RefSeq, a predicted model, not a curated record